Molecule: messenger RNA, 720 nt
Organism: Puntigrus tetrazona (Sumatra barb)
Lineage: Eukaryota; Metazoa; Chordata; Actinopteri; Cypriniformes; Cyprinidae
Biological process (GO): thiamine diphosphate metabolic process; dephosphorylation
Molecular function (GO): thiamine triphosphate phosphatase activity; magnesium ion binding
Source: RefSeq, a predicted model, not a curated record
AUGAGAUUGUUUGAAGACAGCAUGUGGGUUCCAGUAAAGAUGGAGUUCGAGCUGGGAGAGCAGACAAAGCAUCGCCUCGAGGAAAUGGGCGCCCGCUGUGUGGGGGAAACCUUAGACGUACAGUACUACUACGAUACUGACAGCUUCCAACUGGCUUCUACACAGACCUGGUUGAAUCAGCAAAACGGCCAAUGGGGAAUAAUCCUGGCAGAAAAACAAGAGCUUAAUCACGCUCAAUCAUUAAACCAAGCUGGACAUUCUGAAGAAAAUAAAAGCAAAAAACUCAACUCAUUGCAUGAAGCAAAAUCAGAAACAGGUGCUGCCUUUGGAGAAACAUCUAGUAAUGGGUGUUGCGAGAAGAUCUUAGAUACAUCUCUGACAUACACAGAACUGAGUGACCCAUGAUCUAUCAUGAUGCAUUACUCAAAGUGUCUCCAAAUCCAUCUGACGCACACUGAAUUAAAAAGUACGACUGUGAAGAACUUCCUGAACUUGGCCCGGAUCCAGAUGUUUGACAGCUGGACCAGGACCAGUACAGUGAAGUGCUCUUUGCCUGGUGGCUUCUCGCUGGCGGUGGAGAAAAACUACAGAAUUCCCACUGAAACUGCUUCUGCAUUUUUGAUGAUGAAUGCUGAUGUUCUGAGCAUAAGCAGUGAGCUGGAAAAGAUGGAUCGGCUGUGCAAAGACCUGGGUCUAAAACCAAAAGACAAGCUCAGAUGA